AAUCUAACAUCGUCUCCUCCAUUUCUCUCCGCUUCCCGAAUCAUCGACGAAGAUGAAGAUCACGCAAAUCUUACUAUCUCUGCUAAUAAUCUCACUCUCUUUAAUCUCCAAUGUCUCGUCCGAUCAGAUCUUCCCAGCUCAUCUAGUAGGAACAUUCAGCCGAAACAAUCGUGAACCAAAGUACACGAUUGAGUUUCUCCCUGAAGACGCACCUUUUCACCCGGGUGAUAAUUUGGAAUCUAUGGUGAUGCUUGAUAAGCAAGGACGUAGAUUCUUAUGUUACUUACCAAAGGAGGAGGAAGCUACGAGUGGAUGGACAUCUACUCAACAAAACAUCAGCACUGUGUUGAUGGAAACAGAUAAACAGAUCAAGCUCAAGACUCCUGAUGAGCUUCUUCAACCACUCAACGAACAAUGUCUUAUCAGGCAAGAAGGUUGGUGGUCGUAUGAGUUUUGUCAUUUACGGUCGGUAAGGCAGUUACAUGUUGAGGAUGGCACCAAGAUUGUGCAAGAGUUUUCCUUGGGUAAGUAUGACCCAGAGGCAACUGCUGCUUUUAAUCAAAAUGUAUCUCAUGCUUCUACUAUGAAAGAGAGGUAUCAUUCUCAUAUAUUCACCAAUGGGACUACUUGUGAUCUUACAGGAACUCCUCGAGAAGUCGAGGUAUAUAACCUAGUGUCUGCUGAUUUUUUUUUUUGCGUUUGGUUGAUGGAAUUACGGAUUCAUUUAUUCAUGAAAUUUUUCUCGAUGCAGGUGAGGUUUGUAUGCGCAGAAACUAGGGCAAUGGUCACUUCUAUCACUGAGCUAUCUACUUGCAAGUACGCAUUAACUGUUCAAUGCCCGACCUUGUGCAAGCAUCCGCUGUUUCAGCUAGAGAAACCAGUGUCACACACGAUCCACUGCAAUUUGAUCCCACAGGAAGAAGAGACAACAAGAAACGAGGAAGAACGAGUAGUAAGCGAAUCACCUAUGGAUGCUGAUUCUUGAAAACAGUGUAUCAGAGGAGUAAAACAGUUAAAAACUUAAAACAGUGAUUAUAUAAAAGAGCUAGUGUAUAUCCAGUGUCGAUGUUACUCGUUGAAAUGUUCAUGGUUAAAAAGCUGUUUUGAUGAAGAAUGAAUGGGAUUAAUCUAUUCCAAG
This is a messenger RNA of Eruca vesicaria subsp. sativa (arugula), 1138 nucleotides long. The record is from the annotation of a GenBank genome assembly. NCBI's taxonomy places the organism in Eukaryota, Viridiplantae, Streptophyta, Magnoliopsida, Brassicales, Brassicaceae.